ACCCAAACUGAUUUCUUAAUACCUACAUCCUCUUCCGACUAGAUCACGCCCGCACUUCCGAAUAUAUGGAUUCGCUAGUCGCCCAAUACACUCGUCCAGCGCACGCUGAUGAGGGACAGUCGCCAGAGGAGCAGCUGGAGCUCUCUCUCGGAAACCCAGAGCUGUCCCUCAAGUUUGCUUUGCCUCCAGUCGCCCAGGCUUCAUCAUGGCUACGCGCUAUGACAGACGAUUACUCGAAUCCAAACUGCCCCAUAAAGAUCGCUCAUGGCACGACAACCCUCGCAUUCCGAUUCAAAGGCGGAAUUAUCGUGGCUACGGACUCUAGGGCUACGGCAGGAAACUGGAUAGCAAGUCAAACAGUAAAAAAGGUCAUAGAGAUUAACAGUUGUCUAUUGGGCACCAUGGCCGGAGGCGCUGCAGACUGUCAAUACUGGUUAGCCUAUUUGGGUAUGCAAUGUCGCCUCCACGAGCUUCGGCAUAAGCGUCGCAUUUCUGUUGCCGCUGCUUCCAAAAUCCUCGCGAACCUAGUGUACUCUUAUAAGGGCAUGGGUCUGAGCAUGGGUACAAUGUGCGCGGGUGUAACCCCUCAAGAGGGACCAGCCCUUUACUACAUCGAUAGCGAUGGUACGCGUUUAGCAGGCAACCUUUUCUGCGUCGGUUCGGGUCAGACUUUCGCAUAUGGUGUGCUUGAUGCACAAUACAAAUAUGAUCUGUCAGAUGAGGACGCGUUGGAGCUCGGACGACGUAGCAUCCUUGCGGCCACUCACCGUGACGCCUACUCUGGUGGCUUCAUCAAUCUGUACCAUGUGAAGGAGGAUGGCUGGGUCAAGCAUGGUUUCAAUGACACCAACCCCAUCUUCUGGAAGACGAAGUUGGAGAAGGGAGAGUUCUCUAACGUCACAGCGGAUCUCGAGUGAAGGUCUACUGGACAGAACCAGGCAUUGUCGAACUGUCUCCGAAUGACAGGGCGUGGCAGAACGACCCUGAGCAUGAGUGCUGCUUACAGGUCCCUUCACAAGAGGUAGCGGAUCGAAAUUAUGUAUAAUAAAUGCAGUGCAAACACACCACUAGACAAUGAACGAGUUAUGAUGGCUUCACACCAUGAAAGAUGCGAAGGAGCUGUUUGUAUAUGCUCGAGGGUAUUUAUAAACUCAUUAACCGCAUGCAAAUACUCAACCCAGGGUCUUGUU
Molecule: messenger RNA, 1190 nt
Organism: Aaosphaeria arxii CBS 175.79
Lineage: Eukaryota; Fungi; Ascomycota; Dothideomycetes; Pleosporales
Product: proteasome-domain-containing protein
Exons: 4
Coding region: 66-917 (283 amino acids)
Cellular component (GO): proteasome core complex
Molecular function (GO): threonine-type endopeptidase activity
Source: RefSeq, a predicted model, not a curated record